AUGGAUAUAAAAAUGGAUAUAAAAAUGGAUAUAAAAAUGGAUAUAAAUAAUAGUGAGAGUAUAGAAAAACAAAUCGAAAAAGUAAGUCAAGAGAUAUCAUUAUUAAUAGAAAGAAAUGAAUCAAUCAAAAUUAUAAAUGAUGAUCCUGAUUUAAAAAAAGAAUAUGAAAGUAAUCAAAAAUUGUUAGAAGAAAAAAAAAAAACUUUAAACAAAUUAUGUGCCAUAAUAAGCCAACCAUUAAACCUUGUUGAAAAUAGACCACACUUAGAAAGUUUAAUAAAAAGAAGACUGUUUUAUACAAAUUCUUUUGAAAUAUAUGGAGGUGUUUCAGGAUUGAUUGAUUAUGGACCUUCAGGAUGUUUAUUAAAAUAUGAAUUAGAAAAAUUAUGGAGACAUCAUUUUGUUUUUUAUGAUGAAAUGCUAGAAAUAAAAGGAACUUGUAUAACUCCAUAUUCUGUUUUAAAAACAUCUGGACAUGUUGAUAGGUUUACUGAUCUAAUGAUUAAAGAUGUUGUAACAAAAGAUUGUUAUAGAGCUGAUAAAUAUCUAGCUGAAUGGUUAAAAAAUAAGUUAGAUGAAAUAAAGGGACAAAAAAAUGAUGGAAAUGAAAAACGAGAAAAAAGUUUCGAUAAAUGUGAAAAUGCAAAUACCAAUGAUACACAAACAAUACAAGAAAUCGAAUCUGUAUUGAGAAAAUUAGAUGGAAUGAAUGAAACUGAAAUAAAAAAUAUAAUUAACAAGUAUAAUAUUAAAUCUCCUGAAAAAAAUGAUUUAUCUGAUCCUUUUCCCUUCAAUUUGAUGUUCCAAACAAAAAUAGGUCCAAAAGAAAGUAAUGAAAAUGAUAUGAUUGAAAAUGAUGGAAAAAAAGUGAAUAAUAAAAAAGCUUCAAAUGAUAUGACUAAAAGUAAUGUAGCUUAUUUACGACCUGAAACUGCUCAAGGUAUUUUUGUAAAUUUUAAAAAAUUACUUGAAUAUAAUGGUGGUAAAAUGCCAUUUGCUGGGGCACAAAUAGGUUUAGGAUUUCGAAACGAAAUAUCACCGAGAAAUGGUCUACUUAGAGUACGUGAAUUUGAAAUGGGAGAAAUAGAAUAUUUUUUUAAUCCUGAAAAAAGUAAUCAUGAAAAAUAUGAUUUAUAUAAACAUUUAAUUUUGCCAUUAUAUCCUAGAGAAAAUCAAUUAAAAGAUGAUGGAAAAGUUAUAACUAAUAUGACUUUAGAAGAAGCAGUAAAAAAAGGAAUAAUUUGUAAUGAAGCUUUAGCAUAUUUUUUAGCAAGAACAUAUUUAUUUUUAUUAAAGUGUGGUAUAAAGAAAGAUGGAAUUAGAUAUAGACAACAUUUAGACAAAGAAAUGGCACAUUAUGCUAAUGAUUGUUGGGAUGCAGAAAUAUUAACAUCCUAUGGAUAUAUUGAAUGUGUAGGACAUGCUGAUAGAUCGGCUUAUGAUUUAAAACAUCAUAUGAAUUCUACUGGGGCAAAUAUGUAUGGUUGUCAAAAAUACGAUAAACCUAUCGAUGUUGAAUUUGUAAAAAUUGUCCCUAAUAAAGCAAAAAUUGGUAUGAAAUUUAAAAGUGAUCAAAACAAAAUUUAUAAAAUACUAAAUGAAAAAACUAAUGAAGAUUUAUUAAAUAUCGAACAAGAAUUAAAUAAAAAUCAAAAAUAUAUUUUAAAAGAUUCUUCAAAUAAUUCAGAUGGAACUACCCAAACUUUUGAACUAACAAGAGAUAUGAUUUCCUUUCAAAAAUAUAAUAAAAAAGUACAAGAAACAAAUUUUAUCCCUAAUGUUAUAGAACCUUCAUUUGGUAUUGGAAGAAUUAUAUUUUGUAUUUUAGAACAUUCAUUUAGGAUUAGGCAAUUUACAGAUGAUAAAGAAGAAAGACAUUAUUUAUCAUUACCUUAUGCAGUUUCGCCAAUCAAAUGCUCAGUAUUAUCUAUAUCAAAUAAUAAAGAGUUUUAUCCUUAUAUUAAACAAAUACAAACAAUUUUAAAUGAAAAUAAUAUAUCAUGUAAAUUAGAUAAUUCUAGUGUUUCAAUCGGGAAAAAAUAUGCUAGAACUGAUGAAAUAGGUAUACCAUUUGCUGUAACUAUUGAUUUUCAAACAUUAAAAGAUAAAACAGUUACACUUAGAGAUAGAGACUCUAUGUUACAAAUUAGAGUAAAUAUAUUGGAAGUCUCAUCUAUUCUAAAUUCAUUACUAUCACAUAAGUCCUCAUGGUUUGAUCAUGUUCAAAAAUAUGGUCUAUUCGUUCAGCAAAAUUUGGAAAAUUGA
Messenger RNA from Plasmodium vinckei vinckei, 2265 nucleotides. RefSeq names its product glycine--tRNA ligase, putative. The record is from RefSeq and is a predicted model, not a curated record. The coding region runs from base 1 to 2265 and encodes 754 amino acids. Gene Ontology annotation, molecular function: ATP binding; glycine-tRNA ligase activity. Gene Ontology annotation, cellular component: cytoplasm; mitochondrion. Gene Ontology annotation, biological process: mitochondrial glycyl-tRNA aminoacylation. The transcript has a single exon. Lineage: Eukaryota; Apicomplexa; Aconoidasida; Haemosporida; Plasmodiidae.